Cyanistes caeruleus (blue tit) is the source of this 2110-nucleotide messenger RNA. Lineage: Eukaryota; Metazoa; Chordata; Aves; Passeriformes; Paridae. The record is from RefSeq and is a predicted model, not a curated record.
AUGCCGUCGGUUCCGCGGGGAUCUGGCGGCCGUGGCGCAGCCGACAUAUGGCGCGAGCCGAGGAGCCGCUGCCGACAGAUUUUUGGUUCGUUUUCCCAGAAAAACACGGGAGGGGGAGAGGGAAGGACUGAGCGGAUCUGGUCACCCCCAGGGACGGUGUUUGUGGUGCAGUGGGACAAGGUUUAUCUGCAGGGCAAGGAGGACAUGGGCAGCUUCACCUUCCAGGCCGCCCUGCACAGCAGCGGGAGGAUCGUCUUCGGCUACAAGGAGAUCCCGGUGCCGGUCCUGCAGAUCAGCGCCAGCCAGCACCCGGUGAAGGCCGGGCUCUCCGACGCCUUCAUGGUCCUCAACCCCUCUCCCGAUGUCCCUGAGUCCCGGCGCCGGACAAUCUACGAGUACCACCGUGUGGAGCUGGACACCAGCAGGAUCACCAGCCUGUCCGCCGUGGAGUUCACCCCGCUGCCCACCUGUCUGCAGCACCAGAGCUGCGAAAUGUGCGUGAGCUCGGAGCUGACCUUCAACUGCAGCUGGUGCCAUGUCCUGCAGAGGUGCUCCAGCGGCUUCGACCGCUACCGGGAGGAGUGGCUGAGCUACGGCUGCGGCCAGCAGCGGGACGAGGGGAGCUGUGAGGAUCUGGCGGAAGGCGAGCGUUACCCCGCGCCCCCGGCCAGCCCCGCGACCCCGCGGCCGCAGCACGGCUCCUCCGCCACGGCCUCGCUCUUCCUCGGCAGCCUCACCACCGAAGAUGACACGAAGCUCAACCAGUUUGCGGGAGGAGAGGGCACGGGGAGCAGCAUUCCCUCCGGGAGCGGCGGCGCCCCGCUGGCCACGGGCACCGUGGUGGGAAUCGUGGUGGCCGUGCUGCUCCUGGCCGGGAUCAUCCUGGCCGGGAUCUACAUCAGCGGCCACCCCACGUCCAGCGCCGCCCUGUUCCUCAUCGAGCGGAGGCCGCACCGCUGGCCCGCCAUGAAAUUCCGGAACCACUCCAACCCCUCCUCGUACGCCGAGGUGGAGGCGGCCAGUCAGGAAAAAGAGGGAUUUGUGGAGGCCGAGCAGUGCUGAGCGCUUCUCCCGAGGAAUCCCGAGGAAUCCCAAGGAAUUCCAAGGAAUCCCGAGGAAUCCCAAGGAAUCCCCAGGAAUCCCGAGCCUCCCGUGUCCCAAAGCGCCGGAAUCUUCCCUCGCCCCACGGGUCUGUCCCCUCUUGGAAAAGGAGCGGCGAGGAGAGGGAGAAGAUCCCAAGAAGGAGAUUUUUUUUGGGGAGGAAUUUUGGGAGGGGAUCCGUGCCUGGAUCCUUGUGGAUUCCCGGCUGGACACGCUGGGAAAACAAAAAAAACAGCGGCCGAUUUUUCCAGCUUGGUGGGGAUUUCUGCCUUUUUUUGUUGUUGUUUUUGGUUGUUUUUCCUCUUCCCUCUUCUGCUGGAACCUUCCCGCGGGGCUGGGAAUGUGGGGGAAUCUCCCUGUGGGCUUGGCUGGAGCAGCAGGGAGGAUUUUUGGAGCUCUGUGCUCGGGAACGUCGUGCCGGCGCCUCUGGAGCGGGAAGAGAUUCCGUGGUGUCCCAGGAGAGGCACCCAGGGCUCCUCUCCCACCUCCUUCGUCCCUUUCUCCGCUCUCCCUUUCCCCUUCCAUCAACAUUUCCAUUUUGCCCUCGUGGCCCAGCCGCCAUUCCCACUUUUCCCACCCUUCCUCUGUUUUUCCAACCCUCCCUGAUUCCAACUCUCCCUUCCCGGCUUCCCCUUCCACCCCCCGCUCCCAGGAAAAGGAAAUUCGGGUUAUUUUGAGACCAAAACCCCGCCGAGGAUUCACCUCCGGGACGAGCGCCGGCUUUGCUGUGCUUUUGGGCGCUAAAUUAGCUCGUUAAAUUGCUAAUUGUGACCCUUGGCCCUGAAGGAGACGAGGAGAGGGGGGGAAAAUAAAUCUGAGAUUCCACCAAAAUGCGUCCUCUGAUGGCCACGGAUGCAACGGGAACGGAGAGGGUUGGAGGGCAGAGCUCCGGGAUAAAUCCUGGAGGAAAUCCAAGCUCGUCCUUGGGGGUUUUCCGAUCCCUGAGGAGUGCUCGGACAUCGCGGGAAAACUGAAAAUCACCCCUAUAAAAAUCAUCAUUUUCAGUUUA